Molecule: messenger RNA, 1137 nt
Organism: Trifolium pratense (red clover)
Lineage: Eukaryota; Viridiplantae; Streptophyta; Magnoliopsida; Fabales; Fabaceae
Exons: 1
Coding region: 1-1137 (378 amino acids)
Molecular function (GO): zinc ion binding; nucleic acid binding
Source: RefSeq, a predicted model, not a curated record
AUGAAUUUCACUUUCAAGGCUUCACGACAAACAUCGAUAACGGCACCGAAACCGCCUGACCCUCCAGAUAAUAGUGGGGAUAAGGGAAUGCUAGAUGCGGGAAACAAAGAUGGAACAAACAAAUCAACAAAGCCAAUUCUCAUGUCCUUCCGUGACAAGGUUUUGGGAUCGCAACCUUUUGCUACAAGGGAAAAAGUUGAUCUGGUGGCGAAAAAUCUAGCACAAGUCGAACACAUCAAGGGGAAUAGAUUGCUUCCAAUGCUUCAUGUUCAAGAUACUGUGUUGGAGGAGCUUAGUCUUCCGUAUAAAGAGUGUCUGGUUGUGAAACUUCUCGACAAAAGGCUUGGAUACAACAUGAUGAAGACAAAUCUCGAAGCGAUUUGGAAACUAAAGGGAGGAUUUGAUCUUAUGGAGGUAGGGAAUUCUUUCUUCAUGGUCAAAUUUGCUGAGGAGGAAGAUAAAAACAAGGUAAUAAAUGGUGGCCCGUGGAUGAUAUUUGAUCGUUACUUAGCUUUUCGUCAAUGGUAUCCCACUUUUAAUGCCGCAACAGCCACGAUAGAUAAAACAAUGGCAUGGAUACGUAUCCCGAGUUUGAAUCUAGUUUAUUAUGACGAGAGUCUGUUAUGGGCGGUGGCAUCGAUGGUGGGAACACCGGUGAAGGUUGACAUGCAUACAUUAAGAGUGGCACGGGGAAAGUUUGCAAGAUUAUGCGUUGAAAUAGAUCUCACAAAACCUGUCGUGGGAAAAGUGGGAAUCAAUGGAGAGUGGUAUCAAGUCCAGUAUGAGGGCCUGCAUGUUAUUUGCACUCGGUGUGGCCGCUAUGGUCAUAUUUUAAAGGACUGCACUCAAAAAAACAAAUCUGCAACUGCUGCACCAGAAGUACAAGCUUCUCCGAUCACCGCUGCGCCGGAAGUUGCAGCAGCAAUGGUAACAAAUGAAAAAGGAAACGAAAUUAAUGGAGGUAGCAAAAUAUCAGGAGAAAUCAUUAAGGAGAUUAUGACCAAAACGGAUAAUUUAGGCAUUAAUGAUGAUUCUGAUUUUUUGCAUGGUGAUUGGAUAAAAGUUGAGAGGAAAAAAAGAAUAAAUAAGGAUAAUAGGCGUGGACCUGGUGGAGUUAUGAAAGAAACAAAUUUUUAA